UGUCUGCAGUGCAGCUCGCAGAAGGCAAUCUUCUCAGAGUGACUGUGGAAGGGGCUUAUGCAGUCCCCGAAGUGUUUACUCCCACUGGGCCGCAACAGAAUUACAUGGUUGGCUUUCAGGUGCCAGCAAUUGGAGAGAAAGAGUGCCCUUUCCUGUUCAAGAAUGGGAUCUUGAAGCUUGGUGGUGAGAAGGAACCGGUACCCCGACCCAAAAAAUGGCCAGUCACAAACAUAUUAGCACCAGGGGCACAGAACAUCCCGGAUUCCUUUAUUGUCGGUGGAGCUUAUGAAGAGGAGGAUGGAGAGCUGAACACACUUGAGGAAAGGGAUGUCAGAAUCCAGGGAGAAAUAAUGAAAAAGAGGAUUGUGUGGGACUUGGAAAGGCGCUGUUACCUCGAUCCUGCAGCUGUGUUGUGCUUUCAGAAGCGGAUAGCAGAUUGCCGGCACUGGCCUGUGGAAAUCACCAGAGUGCCUGUAGUAACUUCCACGAAAGGAAAAGGUGGAAAAGGAGAGAAGGUAAAUGAUGAAGAACCAAUUUCCUUUCACGGUGUAGCUUAUGUCAACUUAAUCCCUUUGCUGUACCCUGGGGUGAAGCGGAUCCGGGGAGCAUUCCGAGUUUUAGCCUACCACGACAGUGAGGUGUUUGAAAGGACCAAGUGCCUCCUCAGUCUUUUCCGUGAUGUUGGUCACCAGGCAGCCCUCAACAAAUUUGGGGCAAUGGGGAUGUACACCCCACAUACCAAAGGUAUCCUUGGGAAGAACACCAAGGAGGACAAACCUGGAAAAGAGCUUAUCCUGAGAAAGGCAUCCAAUGUUCUAAGAAAGGACACAUCAGAGAUCACAAUAGAAGCUGCUGUGUCUGUGUGCCAGAACCUAGAAGGACAGCAAUAUGCAGAAUCUGGAACAUUUCUCGUGAUAGAGUUUGCAUUGGACAGAGCUUUGGUACCCAGACGUUUGCCAGAGGAACUUGCAAGCCGAGUAAGAGAAAUGAUUCCUCCACGCCCUCAACUCCCUCGAAGAACGACAGGAGCUAAGAAGGCAGUAGAAGAUUAUCAUACGCAAAUCGUCAGCAUCGCUGGCGCCAUCCUGGACGAGUACCACGAGUUGUUUGGAAGGCAGCUGGCUGAAGGGGUCACCCUCGACAGCCACAUGCUGGAGGAUCAGAAAUGCCAGCUCAACUACGAGCUCAACAGCUCAGGGAAAUACUUUGCCUUUAAGGAGCAACUCAAGCAUGCAGUGGUGAAAAUAGUGAGAGAAAAGUACUUGAAAACGACCGCCUUCGAGAAUCUGGAUCAGCUCCAAGCUUUCCUGAGCGAGCUGUAUGUGUACCUGGUGGAUCAGAUGCAUGUUGCUUUGAAUCAGGUGCUGUCCCAGCAGAGCCCGAGCCCCCCGCCUCCCUCUUUCACCACCUCUGAGCAGCUCCGGCUCUUCGCUCGGGAAGCCCAGGUCAAUGGAGAUUAUGACGUGGCCUCGACCUACUACCAGGAGAGGCUGGCCCGUGACCACCAGGAUAUCCAGAGCUGGCUGGAUUAUGGAGCCUUCUGUCUGCUGACUGAGAACAACCUCAAAGCCCAAGAAUGUUUCCGAGAGGCUGUUGCGCUGGAUCCCAAUCACCUGCACAGCCUGCUGCUUUGCGGUAUCAUGUCCGUGAUGCUGGAGAACUACGAAGAGGCAGAGGUCUUCUUUGAGAAUGCCACCUGCUUGGAGCCCACCAGCAUUCAGGCCUGGACUAUCUUAGGGCUCUUCUAUGAUAUCCAGGAAAAUGACAUUAGGGUGGAGAAUGCCUUUCACGAGGCAAUCAAGCUCCAGAAGGCCCGCCUGGCCAGGGAGCAGCCGUCGCUGGAGAGUGCAGACGCAGGAGCCCAGAGGCCCCCUUCUGCUCCAGCUUCAAGGGCGCAGUCGAUCAUCGCCUCCCGGGAUGAGAUGGCUUCCGAUGAAGUUCCAGACACUUCCAUGAAAACCCAAAUGGACUCUCAAGAGCCAGUCAUAACCCUCCGUGUGCCUGAAGAUGAUGCAGCACUCAAGGGAGCCAAAAGGCUGUCCGUAAUUUCAAGCAGAACCAAGUUGGGUUCCCUGAAAGAAACAAGCAAAGGGGGCGUAGUUGCAUUUGAAACCCAGCCUUGUUCAGUGCCACCUUCCUCGCUGCCCAGCACCACUAUCUUCACGGAGACAAUAAGCUUCCUGAUGGAGGUCAAUGCCAUCCAGUUUGUUCGCAGAGCAUUAGCUCAUGAGCUGCUCUGCCCUCAAGGAGGCCCUAGCUGUGAUUACUACCUGGUGCUGGCUCAGAUGUACCUGCUCAAGAAGGAAUACGACAAGACCGAAGAAAGCCUCGAAAUGGCGGUCCAGAUCGACUACCUGAAUCCAGAGGUGUGGGCCCAGAAAGGCCAUCUCUGCUACCUGACCGGGAACUUCAGUGAAGCAAAGGCCUGCUAUGAGCGAACCAUCAGUUUCGUAACAGAUGCAAAGGAUAUGCAUUUUGUGUACCUGCGGCUGGGAUCCAUCUAUCUGGAGGGGAAGGAGUAUGACAAAGCAAAGUACAUUUACCUGAUGGCCAGUAAGAAAUUGCCUUCUUGUCUUACGUGGCUGGGCGUGGGAAUUGCCUGCUACAGGCUCAAAGAGAUGGUGGAGGCCGAAGACGCCCUCUCCGAGGCCAAUGCCCUCAACAACAACAAUGCUGAAGUCUGGGCAUACCUGGCUCUGGUCUGCAUGCAGGGAGGGAGGCAACUGGAGUCAGAACAAUCAUACAAAUAUGCUGUUAAGCUGGAGCUUGUCAACAAGGAUUUGUUCCAGGAGAUCAAAGAGGUGCAAGCAGCCGUUGGCUUUGGUGAUCCGUCUUUCUGAACUCCUUCGAUUUAUGGGCACUUCUGCCUGAGCCAGGGGGAUGAACAAACCAUUGGUGUUACACCACAGGAAGUGACACCAGAUGCUUGCCAGUGGGCAGGCCACAAUCCCUCGAGAUGCUGGCACUAGCUACAUCCAGCGUUCAUUGUACAAGGGUCAUUGGAAUUCCAGGCAGCAGCUUUUUAAAUUCCCGAGAGCAAGAGGAGCAUCCUGGGAAACACGGGCAUCUAUCCUGGGAACAUCCCGUGCUCAUGGCAAGGAUCUACCCAUGUGGAGGCCUCACUGUCAGCCACAUGGGCUAGGAGGGAACUGAAAGAGCCCUGAUGCUGCCUGCCCAGGUUCCUGAAAUUAAAGACAUCCGAAUAUCAGCAUAAGUAAAGUUUAUUCUAACACACGUGUCAGUUCUGUGUGUGCGCACCCACGCAUGUGCGUACAGCAUCAAUACAGUGUGUGCAAAAGGGCAGGACUAGGGCAAAGGUCAGUUUGGAGGACCCAUUGUGUGAUAUUGGGAUAUUCCCAGAUCACCUUUAAUUUGGGGGAUACUGGAGCUCAGAGCUGAAGCAAAAUAACUAGUAGAAGACAGAGCCUGACACAAUGCUUUGCAUGACCUGUGGGAUGAUGCCCAUGAGUGCCAGCCCAUUGAGAGAUUCGUCAGAUGGGCUCACCUGUGGAAACAGCUUGUGGGAUAAGGAUGCUGCCAAUAUAGUUUAGGGAUGAAUGUUACUUUGGUUGCUGUUGCAAUGAUUCAGUUCUGUUUUAUUUUUAAAUUGCUUUGUGGAAAGGAAGGAUAUAGUUUGUGCAGACAGAUACACAGAGGAGCUUAGGAGUAGACAAAAAAAUGCCUUUCGCAGUGUCCUUUGCAGACUGCAGUCCUUUGUUAGGCUUACCUGCGUUAAGCCCCACUGAACUUAACAGAACUUACUUUCAAGAAAAUGCACACAGGAUUUUGCUACUAAUUAACUGCUCCUUUUUCCCUAUGCAUGUGUUUAUGAUUAAUUUCUGUUGUAGUUUUUUUUAAUGGCCCACUUUUAUUUUCUUUGGUGCAAAGCAGGAAAGGAUGCAUUUUCCAGAGAGCUGUUAUUAAGUUCAAUUUAAAGAAUGUAUACCUGACAUACCUAUGACUAUGUAAAGAAAAACAAGUAAAAUGGAAUUUGAGAAUGGGC
This is a messenger RNA of Varanus komodoensis (Komodo dragon), 4003 nucleotides long. RefSeq names its product cilia and flagella associated protein 70 (gene CFAP70). The transcript is spliced from 23 exons. Gene Ontology annotation, molecular function: protein binding. Gene Ontology annotation, cellular component: extracellular exosome; motile cilium. Gene Ontology annotation, biological process: cilium assembly; cilium movement. Bases 105 to 2840 code for a protein of 911 amino acids. The record is from RefSeq and is a predicted model, not a curated record. NCBI's taxonomy places the organism in Eukaryota, Metazoa, Chordata, Lepidosauria, Squamata, Varanidae.